This is a messenger RNA of Xyrauchen texanus (razorback sucker), 2795 nucleotides long. Its product is annotated as zinc finger protein ZIC 5-like. Gene Ontology annotation, molecular function: RNA polymerase II cis-regulatory region sequence-specific DNA binding; DNA-binding transcription factor activity, RNA polymerase II-specific. The record is from RefSeq and is a predicted model, not a curated record. NCBI's taxonomy places the organism in Eukaryota, Metazoa, Chordata, Actinopteri, Cypriniformes, Catostomidae. The coding region runs from base 145 to 1635 and encodes 496 amino acids. Gene Ontology annotation, biological process: central nervous system development; regulation of transcription by RNA polymerase II. Gene Ontology annotation, cellular component: nucleus. The transcript is spliced from 2 exons.
GACAGAGUGGGAAAAGGAGCAAGCAGAGUUAGAGGCAGGACAAAAGAAGUUCUAUAGACGGCCAUAUACAUAUAUUUUAAUGGUUUUGGAAGGCCUGUAGUUGGGGAAAACAAUAGUAGCGAGGGCGGACAUGACAGCGUAGUGAUGGAGCCCCCUUUUAACAAGAGGAAUUCGGCGAUAAGAUUAGCGGAUUUGGCAUCGACUCAAGCCCUUCCUCAUCAGAAUAUGACAGGCUUCCCGGGUAUAGGGGGGCAUCACCCACACUCCCACCAUGCCCACCUCCACCCUGGGGAGAUGGGCAACGACCCCGGAGUGGCUCUCACUCCAUUUGGACCCGAGCACAUGGCACAGACCAAUGCUCUCAAACUUAGUCCCUCUCAGCCUCUUCAAAGCCAUCCCGAAGCCCUGACCGCGGCGUCUUUCACGUCUUCUCAGACCACAGUUGGUUUCCCCGUGGCUCACCCCCACACAGGCUACACCUCCAGCAGGGACUUCAUCCUCAGGAGAGAGCUCUCAGCCUCUGCUAUGCAUGCACUUGGCGACCAGCAUAGUUCCGCCUCCUCCCCUCAUCACCAUGGCAUGUUCAUUUCCCCAACAGGUGCUUAUGGGCACGCGGAAGGUGGUGCCCAUCCACUUUUCUCUGGACUGCACGAGCAAGCGGCCCCAGGUGCCCAUCACCACCAUGCCCUCAACGGGCAGAUGCGUCUGGGUCUGCCGGGGGACAUCUACGGCAGGCCAGAGCACUUCGGCCACAGGCCCGAGCACUAUGGAUCUUCUUCUCUCCACAGCUACAACUCUAUGAACUUUAAUGUGAACCUCGCCACGGCUCCUCACGGAGCGACGGGGGCGUUUUUGCGAUACAUGCGGCAGCCCAUCAAGCAAGAGUUAAUCUGCAAGUGGAUUGAUCAGGAGCAGACCUCCAAGAAGCCAUGCUCAAAAACUUUUAGCACCAUGCACGAGCUCGUGAACCACGUUAUUCUGGAGCAUGUCGGAGGACCGGAGCAAAGCAGUCACGUCUGCUUCUGGGAAGAGUGUCCGCGCGAGGGAAAGGCGUUCAAAGCAAAGUACAAACUGAUCAAUCACAUCCGCGUGCACACGGGAGAGAAACCGUUCCCGUGUCCAUUUCCCGGUUGUGGCAAAGUAUUUGCGCGCUCGGAAAAUCUCAAGAUUCACAAGAGGACGCACACAGGCGAGAAGCCGUUCAAAUGCGAGUUUGAUGGCUGUGACAGGAAAUUUGCCAACAGCAGUGACAGGAAGAAGCACUCUCACGUCCACACGAGUGAUAAGCCUUACUUCUGUAAAGUGAGGGGCUGUGACAAGUCGUACACACACCCGAGCUCUCUGCGCAAACACAUGAAGGUUCACUGCAAGUCUCCUCCGCCCCCUUCCGCCAACACGAGCUCUUCUUACCAUCCCUCGUCCACGACGAUCGGUGAUACCUUCUCACCAAACCUGGAGCCCCACAGGAACCGUUCAUCAAACCUUUCGCCUCAGGUGACCAACCUAAAUGAGUGGUACGUGUGCCAUGGGAGCGCUGGAGCAAACAACCUACACACUCCCUCCAGUGAUGUGCCAACGUCGGAAUCUGAUGACGAAGAAACUUUCAGACACACAGAUCCAAGGGCAAUGCUCUGAUGUGAACAUCAAUGAAUAUUUGAAUUCGUGAUGAAUGGUCCCUAUUCAAUAAUAAUAAUAUAAUAAUGAAUAAAUGAAUAAAAAAAGAUCACAAUUGAAGCGUUCCAGUUGAAGGGACAUGGAACCUCGUAUGGAUGUCAGAGGGUGAAAGAGAUUUUGCCACCAGUUUGCCCUUAAAACUUGCUCAGAGCAUUGAUGCAAUGUAUGUUCCCUAUGAUGAUGAUAACAUAAGCAGUUACGUGCUAAAUUAAUUAUGACAUUUCGAAAUCAAACAUGAAAUUAUUGACUUUUCCAUUUUUUUAAGAUUGUACCUGACUUUUCAUAAAAUAAUUCUGAUAAAAAAAAAGAAUAUUAAUUAUAGUAUGUUUCUUUUUCUUUUUUUACAUUACAACCCCUUCGUUGCACAGAAAUCUUUUAUAGAAAAGCAUUUUACACGUUAAAUGUCUAAGGGGCAUGUUUAGAGUUUGGGAAAGAGUGCAGUGAUAAUAAAUUGAGUUUUACAUGUAUAUUGUCAGUGUCAAAGAAAAAAAAACGAGUUUUAAAUGGGUUGAGUCUUUGUUAAAUUUUAUACCAAUAACCGUGGUCAGGACGGUUUUGUGAUAUUUAUUUAAAUCUAUAUUUUAUGCAAAAUCAAUGUAACUCUGAUUUAAGAGUACGAAUAUGUCCUUUGAGACCCUAAUAUUGUAUUAUUGACAGGCCUAUCCCUGAUUGAUUUGUAAAUAUUAUCUGGUAUUGAUGCUUGUAAAUGUUGUUGUAGAGUCACUACGAGUUUUGUACAUUGUAAUUUAUUUGCUGGUAUUAAUGUUGGUCUGAAAGUACAGAUACACCAAAGAAUAAUGUAAUUUUGGUGAAAUUAAGUGUUUUUUUUCCGUGUUCUGUAAAAAGGGUCUUACUUGAAUAGGCUGUAUAAUGUGAAGAUUCUUUCGCAUGACCCGUGUAGUAACUCUUUCUGUUGAGGUGCAUGAUGGUAUUAAUGGAAAACUUAAAAGUUGUGAAGACAUGUGAUGUUUGUGUAUAAAUAUAUGGAAAACUUGAAUAAAGGCAGGACUUAUACACUCAUUAAAUGACCAACAACGUAACAGACAAUGCUAGAAAACUGUGCUGUUUCCCAACGAAUGACCAAUUAUUUAUUUUCUGAAUUUCUGCUGAAUAAAAUAUUC